CAUCACCGCUCUCAAGGGCUAAAUUUACCCCAGCGAGACCGAAUUGGAGGAGGAUCAAAAAUAAAUGAACCUGACAAAAUGAUUAAGUAAUAAGAAGAGAAAAGCUGACAAUUGUAUGAAACUUGGAGUAACCUAAUUCGUAAACUAAAAUGUUGGGAAUUAGUUUAUUAUUAGUUAGUUGUUUCGUUGGACUUUUUACAAUCUUUUCUCAAUCCAGUUGUUUUUUGAUUGGUCGUUCAGGUAUGCACUUUUAUCGCUAAAGAACAAAUAACUUAAUUCAAUAGAAAUAGAUUUUUUAAUAGGUAUUCCGUCCUUCUUAACAAUACCAGAAUCCUUUAAUUCGGUUGAAAAUGUGUCUCACAAAAGGAUACUGAACGAUAGCUUGUAUGGCGCUAAAUUGGCUACAUUGGGGACUAAGUCUGACGAAAAAAUGACUAUAAACCACGCGAAGGAAAUUCAACGUAAAAAAAGAUUAGGGACAGGUUUAAAAAAUUCGGAAGAACUGUUUGCGAUCAAAACUAACACUAGUUUCUUGGAACAUAACUCAAGCAUGGCUUUCUCUAAGAACAUUCUACGAAAUGUUAUUUUGACUCUCGUUGACACGACUGGACAAAUAAGAGACGAGUUUUGGAAUGAUUUCGAGCAAACUUAUUCCUUUCCAGUACACGGAUAUUUUCAAAUCGACAAUCAGGAAGAGAACGGACCUAUAAAAAUAGAAUUGAACGAAUUUCUGCGAAUUUCUGGGAGAAAAGAGAACGAAUGCGAAUGUCAGCAAACACUACGUACACGAGUAUCUGAAUUAUUGAUUUGGUCUCGUCGAGUUAAACAUAUGACGACUAGGGUUUUGUCAGCUAUCAAUUUCUCCAUUCCCUUCGUAUCCGAUAUCGAUGACGAGAAUGACGACGACGACAACGACGACGACGAUGACGACGACGACGACGACGACGACAACGACGACGACGACGACGACGACUCAUCAUUACGACGUUCCCUUCAUUCGCAACAAGGAAAUUAUACGAAUUUACAAAAGUAUUAUCGAAAAGAUGUUUCGAGUAAUGGCAAUUUAUGGGACGUGUUUGAUUUAUUUAGCAACAUUAAAACUGCUUUAUUUCGAGCGAUUAUCGAUUCUCUAAAUGGAUCUACCAAUAAAAUGGACGAUGAAUUUUCCUUUCAAGAAUCUUCUUCGUCUUUACGAAUGAGUUAUAUUGACUUGCUCGAUGGAACAAUGAAAAAUCUAAAAAUAAUUUCAGGUGACAAAGGUUACAUGCUGGUACUUGUUAUUCCGGAAAACGAACUUACCUCUGUGAUGGAUCUCUUGCAUUACCAAAUUUCUUCAUCCGAUACUCUCGUCAUCGUGACAGAAUUAUGCUCCAGGGAUGAUAUCAAGUAUCUGUCAUUUUUUGCCGAUGGACCAGAAGCUUCGACUCUUGAUCGUCGCAUAUGUACUAUUAAAGAACUUGCAGAUAUCAUUAAAAGUCUCUUAAGUCGUUCUUGUCGAAGGCAAGAUUGUCGCGAUGCGAAUCAACAUUUUCAUGAUAUUCCAAUUAGAAUAGCUCGAGACACGAAUGGAUCUAAAUUUUGGCAAAAUAAAAACGUAUCAACUCGAUUGUUAAUCGAUAAACAUACUACUCUGUUGGAAAAGAUCGAUGUAUCAAGCACGUCUCGUAUCAUGUUGAACAAAUUUCAUCAGUUUAUUGGCACGGUGACUUAUUUGAUCGUUUCGAUGACUCUCAAUUCCGAUUUUUAAUACAAAUUUUGUACAAAUUUGGAGUUGCUUCGAACGGUCGAAAGUGUACGAAAGUGUCUGUAUAGGAGAAAUUUUCCGAAUAAAUAACAUUCAUUACGUAAUUACAUAGAUAUAUCUGUGUUGUUGUUGUUGUUGUUGUUGUUAAGGAAUAAUCGAGCGUUAGUUUCGAGGCGUUACCCUAAUUCGUUCAAGAGUUCGAUGUACGAAAGCAAAUAAACAUCGAUAUCAUAACACUUUUUAUUUUUGUUACCUAACUUAAAAGCAAUUUCAUACAAUUACAACACAAUCGCUUACGAUCGUUACGAUCGUUACGAUCUUACGCUUUUCUACACACGUGAAUACCUUUCGUCAUAUCGAGUUAACGCAACCAACCCCUUUCUGACUAACCUGACGAAUGAUUUUGUAAAAGUCAACAAGUAAAAAAAUGAUUUUGUGCAUCGU
Molecule: messenger RNA, 2188 nt
Organism: Polistes dominula (European paper wasp)
Lineage: Eukaryota; Metazoa; Arthropoda; Insecta; Hymenoptera; Vespidae
Source: RefSeq, a predicted model, not a curated record